AAGAACCACAUAGCCGCCACCAUGGGACUGUGACCCGGGCUGCGAGCUCUGAGAGGCGGCUGUUUGUAUAGUCCGUGCUCCGAGUGCAGACUGGACCUGAGCAGUUGUGACAUUGUGAGCCAUGGCUGCUGCUAUUGCAAGUGGGCUGAUCAGACAGAAAAGACAAGCACGGGAGCAGCAUUUGGACCGACCGUCAACCAACCGACGGAGAAAGAGCCCCAACAAGAACAAGGGGCUCUGCAAUGGGAACCUGGUCGACAUCUUCUCUAAAGUGCGCAUCUUCGGCCUCAGGAAACGGAGACUACGGAGACAAGAUCCCCAGCUCAAGGGUAUAGUGACCAGGUUAUAUUGCAGGCAGGGAUACUACUUGCAAAUGAACCCCGAUGGCUCUCUUGAUGGGACCAAGGAUGACAGCAGUAAUUCCUCUUUGUUCAACCUUAUUCCUGUGGGCCUCAGAGUUGUCGCCAUUCAAUCCGUGAAGACAGGGUUAUAUAUUGCAAUGAACGGGGAGGGCCAUCUGUACACAUCAGAACUCUUUACAGCAGAAUGCAAGUUCAAAGAGUCGGUGUUCGAGAACUACUAUGUGAUCUAUUCAUCCAUGCUGUACAGACAACAGGAGUCGGGAAGAGCUUGGUUCCUAGGGCUCAAUAAAGAAGGCCAAGCCAUGAAGGGGAACCGAGUGAAAAAAACAAAACCAGCUGCUCACUUCCUGCCCAAGCCAUUAGAAGUUGCCAUGUACAGAGAGCCAUCGUUGCAUGAUGUUGGAGAGACAGUGCCCAAGGCAGCAGUACCUCCCAGUAAAAGCACAAGUGAGCCGGCAGUGAUGAACGGAGGAAAACCCGUCAGCAAGCCCGACAAACCCACCACAUAGCCACACCAGUGCCCAGCGUGUAUGCAUGUGUUGGAGGGGAGGAAUGCGACGGAGACAGGGCUUUAUCCAGCUAGACUCCAGACCCCUCUGUGGAUCAGAUCCAGGCGAACCUCCUUUCCUUUCUUCUCUUGCUCCUCCCUUUUCUCCACCUCAUUCUCCCAAAUUCUCCAGCUGUCUCAGCACAGGCAGAUGGAUUCUGAGGUGGCUGGGUUUGCCCAGCACAGGAGGGACAUGUGUUUCACAAUGACGCUUCUGGUACUUUGCUUGUCCUAGAAACCUGCCCCUCUCUAUAAUGCCCUGUUGCAGCAGAGUCUGUGUACCUUCAGAUCUAUUUUCUAUACCACAGUUCACCAGCUAUGUUCUGGGAUAGAGACUGUAUAGAUAGAGUAACUAUUUGGACUGUUGUCCUCUAUUUUUUACAUGUCCCCUCUCCCUUUAUUUCUAUCUUUAGUCACACUUUUCUCUUUGUCAAGUAACCUAGAAAACAUUUUGCAAGGGAGUUGUGUGAUUUUCUAAGAAACACAUGAACACAGAUGUGGCAUAAAAAUCGAACACAUAUAGGAAAGAGUCCAAAUUUUCUUCUUGCCUACAAUAUGCACACACGUAUAGACAGACACACAAAGUUUGUGUAGAAAAUUGGAGACUUUGCUCUUUUUUUGUUGUUGUUGGUUUUUUUUGUUGUUUUUUUAUCAGCCAGUAAAACACACCGGAGGCUGGCAGAUAGCUCCUGCAAUCAUAGCUGAUGAAGUGCUAAUUACCGCCACUGCAAUCAAUGCGAGGAGCUCCCUACACACACACAGACACACAUACACAUUUAUAAACAGAUGUGUGUGUGGGUGGGAGAGCGCUGUAAGGAAUGGUGUAUACAUAUCACUAUCUAGGUCCCACCAGCGGUUCUGUCCGCCUUCUCUGGUAAAUAGAAAAUCUGAAGUCUAUUUUUCUUUAAUCUUAUUUCAGAGCGUGGGCUCUAGGAAUAUCUCUAGGCCUUGUAGGCCUCUGUCCCUCACUCACUGACUUCUUUGGACUAUAAGGCAAGGCUUGUGGCUUUGACCCAGAUGGUCUACUACUGCAGCACUGGCAGCCACCUUACAGCAGUGUCUACAUAAAGCCAGAAAACAAUGUGGCUGAAAACCAGUAGGUGACAUUUACACUGGCUGCAUCCCUAUUUGGUUCAGCAAACUAAAGCAUGGACAAGGUUAAUAUUGUGUUCUCUCUUCUUGCAGCAGUUAUACAAGAGAUGGCUUAUAUUAAAACAUUUUCACUGUAUAAAACUUAGGGAAAAUGACUAUUAAAAAUCAUAACUUUUUAAAUGACUAGAUAUUAUUAUUAUAAUGAGAGAAUUUGUCUUCUAGCUCAGCAUGCAGAGUCCAGUUCUGAUCAUCUUGGCCUAUCAUGUGCCUGUUUGGACCUUGAUUCCCGGCAUGCAAAAACAAGUUCCCAGUCCCCACUGGGCCAAAGGUGCCUCACCCACCCUAUACAUCCAUGUAGAUGACGCGUAGCAUUAUUCACUGAAAAACCAUGCUCAGAUGUACCCAUUCUGAAAUGACCAAAGUCUUUUUUUCAUCCCAAGAAGAACUGAUUCUUUAAGAAAAAGAGAAAAAAAGAAAACAAAUCUCGAUUCUCUCUCUGAUUCAAUUCACUGAAGCUUUCACUGUGAUAGCAUUUGUUCUGUCCAAAAUAAUCAACUCUGCUCAGAUGUGCAAAGGUCUUGACUGAUGUCAUUUUGGAGAAGUAGAUAUACCUUGAAUAAUCACAUGCAUGUAUUUUCUAUAAGGAAUAAGGUAUGGGCAUUGUUCUUCACUAUGUGUAAAUGGAUGAGCACUGACGUUCAGUGUAGGAGUUGAACAGGCAUGUAUCACGGCUGCAGCACACUCACAGCUGAUCCGAGGGUAAUUCACUGCACUUUGUUUUGCGUUUUCAUCAUGACUGUUAGCAGUUUAUCAAAGCUCUGUGUGAUCAAUACAUUUAUGUUUGUCUUGCUUUAAUGAUUUUUUUUCCCUAAUAGUUUUAGUUAAGUAAGAUUUAGAAUAUUAUGUAGAUUGUUGCUGCUGUAUGCUGCUAAAAGUGCAACUAUAUUAAGAAAUUGAUUUGGUAAAUAUAAUUUUCUGAGUUUAUUGGGAUUA
This is a messenger RNA of Archocentrus centrarchus (flier cichlid), 2994 nucleotides long. It is a transcript of the gene fgf14, whose product is annotated as fibroblast growth factor 14. The record is from RefSeq and is a predicted model, not a curated record. The coding region runs from base 122 to 871 and encodes 249 amino acids. Gene Ontology annotation, molecular function: growth factor activity. NCBI's taxonomy places the organism in Eukaryota, Metazoa, Chordata, Actinopteri, Cichliformes, Cichlidae. The transcript has 5 exons.